UGGGAGGCACAAGUCAGCAAUGGAGAGCCAAGCAUUGGAGAUAAGCUGCUUACAUCUCCCACGAGCCCGGAGCCCCUACGUCACACGUGGCGGGUCCUUGGGUUUCUAGAGAGUCUAGGAAGAAGAAGAUCGGAGAUAUCGAAGGUUUAGGUUUCUCUCACUGCCCACCAAAUAUAUAGGGAUUCUAGUGAGAGAGAGUUGAAUAUUUCUUGGGAAAGAUAGAAAAAUUUUGCAAUUCGAUUGGACAUGUCGAGCCUAGCUGCUUCGUUGCUCAAUGGAGUUGGUCUAAGACCGGAAAGGACGCUUCUUUGCCAGCCCACUUCGUUUCCUUCCUCCAGAAGAAAAACUCAUGGUGUUGUUAAGGCCUCAGCUCGGGUUGACAAGUUCUCGAAAAGCGAUAUCAUUGUUUCUCCAUCAAUUCUAUCUGCUAACUUCUCCAAAUUGGGCGAACAGGUGAAGGCGGUAGAGUUGGCAGGUUGUGAUUGGAUUCAUGUUGAUGUGAUGGACGGUCGUUUUGUUCCCAACAUUACAAUUGGACCGCUUGUGGUUGAUGCUCUGCGUCCUGUGACAGAUCUUCCAUUGGAUGUUCAUCUUAUGAUAGUAGAACCUGAACAGAGAGUGCCGGAUUUCAUCAAAGCAGGUGCAGAUAUAGUUAGUGUGCAUUGUGAGCAAUCCUCGACCAUCCAUUUGCAUCGUACAGUCAAUCAAAUUAAAAGCUUGGGAGCUAAAGCUGGAGUUGUCCUUAAUCCUGGCACCCCAUUGAGUGCAAUUGAAUAUGUAUUAGACUCGGUUGAUCUGAUCUUGAUAAUGUCUGUAAACCCUGGGUUUGGUGGGCAGAGCUUUAUCGAAAGCCAAGUAAAGAAAAUCUCGGACUUGAGGAGAAUGUGUGUAGAGAAGGGCGUAAACCCGUGGAUUGAAGUCGACGGUGGAGUCACUCCAAAAAAUGCUUAUAAGGUUAUUGAAGCUGGAGCAAAUGCUUUAGUGGCUGGAUCAGCUGUAUUCGGAGCCAAAGACUACGCAGAAGCUAUAAAAGGAAUAAAAUCUAGCAAGAGACCGGAGACAGUAGCUGUGUGAUUUUAAGGCUAUGUCACACCAGAGGCAGAUCCAUGUCUAAUCAUACGGGGUCAAGUGACACCCCUUAACCUCUUGUAAUAUAUCAUAAUGGUAGUAUGCUUUCUUGCAAUGUACCUACUUAAAUGAGUUUUGGUCGACUAUGAUAUACAACUUUUUCCUGAUUUAUACUUGAAAGAAAUUCUCUUUUGUUGAUCAAUUUAUUUAUUCAUACAG
Molecule: messenger RNA, 1287 nt
Organism: Eutrema salsugineum
Lineage: Eukaryota; Viridiplantae; Streptophyta; Magnoliopsida; Brassicales; Brassicaceae
Product: ribulose-phosphate 3-epimerase, chloroplastic
Exons: 9
Coding region: 247-1074 (275 amino acids)
Biological process (GO): pentose-phosphate shunt, non-oxidative branch; pentose-phosphate shunt; carbohydrate metabolic process
Cellular component (GO): cytosol
Molecular function (GO): D-ribulose-phosphate 3-epimerase activity; metal ion binding
Source: RefSeq, a predicted model, not a curated record